This is a messenger RNA of Puccinia triticina, 1188 nucleotides long. RefSeq lists its product as uncharacterized. The transcript is spliced from 8 exons. Gene Ontology annotation, molecular function: zinc ion binding; L-iditol 2-dehydrogenase (NAD+) activity. Lineage: Eukaryota; Fungi; Basidiomycota; Pucciniomycetes; Pucciniales; Pucciniaceae. The record is from RefSeq and is a predicted model, not a curated record. Bases 1 to 1188 code for a protein of 395 amino acids. Gene Ontology annotation, biological process: D-sorbitol catabolic process.
AUGAACCAAGCCCCAAUCGACCCGGUCUUCAGCUCAAUCAACAAAGCGUUGUAUGACCCCAAGCAAGUCCUAGACUCGCCCGAGUUCGAAAUUUUGAAUGAUCCUGCUAAAGUGCAAGAGUACUCCGAAUCAAAGAAGAACAUUGCUUGUUGCUACAAUGACAAACAACAGAUCCUCAUGGUAAAGAAGCCGAUGCCUCAACUCCACCCAGGUCAGGUCCUAUUGCACAUUCGUGCAACUGGCAUCUGCGGUAGUGACGUGCACUUUUGGAAGCAUUCUAGAAUAGGGGAGCAGGUGGUGAAGCAUGUGUGCGGAGCAGGUCACGAAUCGGCCGGUGAAGUUAUAGCCGUUGGCGAGGGAGUCACCAACGUUCAAGUUGGUGAUCGAGUCGCCGUUGAAGCCGGUGUGCCAUGUUCUAAACCCACCUGUGAGAUGUGUCGAACGGGUCGGUAUAACGCUUGUCCAGACGUAGUGUUUUUCUCUACACCUCCUUACCAUGGCUUGUUGACCCGGUUCCAUGCGCAUCCCGCUUGUUGGGUUCACAAACUACCCCCGAACGUGACCUACGAGGAAGGUGCCUUGCUUGAACCCUUGGUCGUUGCUCUCGCAGGCAUCGAGCGGGCUGGCGUGCAACUGGGAGAUCCGGUCUUGAUCACGGGUACCGGUCCCAUUGGAUUGGUCACCCUGCUCGCAGCUCAUGCUGCCGGGGCCAGUCCCAUUGCAAUCACUGGUAGGACCGAAAGCCGACUUGACAUUGCCAAAAAGUUAGUGCCCUCUGUCCACACAGUACACAUCAAGCCGGGACAAUCCGAACGAGAGCUCGCCGCGCGAGUUGAAGCUGCUCUGGGACAGAAGCCCCGAGUGGCACUUGAGUGCACCGGAUAUCAGUCUUCGGUCAGGUCUGCGAUCUUCAGCGUGAAGUUUGGGGGGAAAGUGUUUGUGAUCGGUUGCGGUGAGGACGAACAAAUGUUCCCCUUUGCUUAUAUGUGCGCCAACGAAAUAGACCUACAAUUCGAAUUUCGAUACGCCAAUCAAUAUCCCAAAGCCAUCUCUUUGGUCUCCAGAGGAUUAAUCAAUGUGAAACCCUUGGUCACCCACAGACUUCCGUUAGAAAAAGCCAUAGAAGCAUUCCACACUACGGCGGAUCCUGCAUCUGGAUCUAUCAAGGUCCAAAUUUUGGACCUGUAA